This is a messenger RNA of Clupea harengus (Atlantic herring), 2025 nucleotides long. RefSeq names its product CDGSH iron sulfur domain 1 (gene cisd1). Gene Ontology annotation, cellular component: intracellular membrane-bounded organelle; mitochondrial outer membrane. The record is from RefSeq and is a predicted model, not a curated record. Gene Ontology annotation, molecular function: 2 iron, 2 sulfur cluster binding. Gene Ontology annotation, biological process: regulation of autophagy. Lineage: Eukaryota; Metazoa; Chordata; Actinopteri; Clupeiformes; Clupeidae.
GAAGUGAUAACAAAGGACUCAACCACGCGGGGAACACAGUGUUGGCCGUUUGUGUUUGCAAAGCAGCAGGGAAAAGGCACUGACAACGUUGCUGUCUAGGAUCAAACUGUUUAAUCAUCCUACGCUAUGAGUAGUUUAAGCUCUAUAUCCAAAGCUGAAAUAAUAACGGCUGUCUCAUUGACUGCCGGAGCAACCGCCGUAGGAGUCCUAGUGUACCAAACAUUCUUCUCCAAAGGCAAAUGUAGUAAGCCAAAGGUGAACCUAGAUUUGCAGAAGGACAAUCCCAAAGUGGUGCAUGCGUUUGACAUCGAGGACUUGGGGGACAAGGCUGUGUACUGUCGUUGUUGGCGGUCCAAGAAGUUUCCAUACUGUGAUGGUGCCCAUGCCAAACAUAACCAAGAGACAGGAGACAAUGUUGGCCCUCUCAUCAUCAAACGCAAGGAGGCAUGAGGGCAAAUGUUGCAAGCGCUGACGCCAUGCCUUGGACGUGUCCGCUGUUCACAUGCGCACACCAGUGUCUGUCUAAGUGUCUGUUUUCAGUGCCCGCAACAUCAUGAUUCGUGUGACUCAACCAAAUCGGGUGAUUUGUCAAAUUCUGUCUGUGUCUAUCCCUGUCUUUUUUGACUUGAGAGUGAGUGUGAAAAGGAGAGGAGAGAAGGAAAAGCUUGGUCCGACCUCCAUGCUGCUCAUGCACUUAUGUGAUUGAAUGUGUGAACUGUAAUUGCUGUUUGCUUGGUGUUCAGUUGUUCCCGUAUGUUUUAUUGUAUGUGUGUUUGUUAGUUUGCUGACGGUCAUUCUGAUGCUACACUAAGCCAUCUAUGUGCUGCUCAUGUGUAGGAGAGUCUUUAAUCUUGGCCAUGAAAGGAAUCCUGUUGGGCCUGUGUGUGUUCAGGGAGUGGCAUGUAAAGUUGAGGGUAAAGCCUUUGCACUUCAGCGAGAUCAUGUCUGUUGUCUGUCUUUGCAUUUUAAUGACUGCUUUGCGUGGGUGUGUGUGUGUGAGCUUGUGUUUCUCCUGUGGCGCGAUGCUUCCUAGUUCACUUAAUGCGAGACAUCAUUUUGGUAUUACUCUCCGCCACUCAGCCUUACCUCCCAUCCUAGUCAAUUAGUAGUAACAGCUGUUAUUCAGUCCUGGUUUUUGUCCCGAGAUGCUCCAUAGAAGUUCUGUGACACGAGCUCAGAGCUGCAUGCAUUUUUGUCUGAAACGGCCUCAAUUUGGUCCUGUUUUGGCCUGAAAUGCUAUUGGCUUUACCCAAACACCUGAGCAUACGGUUUCUCAAACUUAAUAUCUUGGCCCAUGUGUGCUUUGUCAAUCCACUGAAGGGGUCAUAUCUUUAGGUUUUUGCUACCCAUUCAGUUAAUCUUUUACAAUAUGGAAAAGUGCUCGACGCCAGAAAACCCAACUUCAAUUGUCUGAUUUGGCUGAAUGGAUCUUGCCUGUUCAACUAAUUUAUUCUUUAACAAAAUCAAGAAUAAUUAUACAUCCAACUACUUCAGAGUAUUACUAACCUUCCCUCUUGCACUCUUGCACUGUAUUUUUAUUAUUGAUCGGUAAUUAAUUGUUUCCCAAUUUUUUUGUGUUCCAUUUUAUCUGCAUUCUCAAGACCUAACCAAAUUCUGCUGUCCAUGAAUUGAAAUUCAUCAGCAAGAUCUAGGUGGUGUGCAUAUCUUUCAUAGAUCAAAGGUGUUGGCUCAUAGCAUUGAUGCACUGUGUUGGUUAACCCUAACACAUAAAGCCUUUAUUAUUCCACUAGUGUAGUUUUUGUGUGCACGCAGCCAUCACAGCUGCCUCUUCAUUUGAAAGCAAUCAGUGACAGAAUGUUGCAAAUAAUUGUGAGUACAGUAGUUCUGAAAGUCUUCUUACUAUUCGAUUCUCCUUGAGAAACCUUGACCUUGAGAUCAGGGGUGUGUACAUAGAAGAGAUAAUAUAUGGUAAAUCUAUGGAGGUACCAUGUGCUUUUUUGCCACCAUUAUGAAAUGUAUGAUUUGGUCUUGUUUAAUAUAAUGAUUAAAAAGCAUUUAAAUCAA